AUGGCCCCUUCCGCGCAGGCGGAGAAGCGUUUACUCUGGCAUCCACGAUGGGAGAACAAGUUUAUGGUCGGAGGAGGCUCUCAAAUGACAAUGUACGAAUGGGCACCAGAAGAAUCUGAAAUUCGACACGUAACUUCACAAAAUGACUUGCAGUUCAUGAAGUGUUUCGCUUGGUCACCAGACCCUGCAUUCGACGAUCUUUUUGCUGUCGGAACAGCUUCUGGACGCGUCGACCUCAUCAGGCUCGAAGCUACCAAAGUCGCUCGGAAUAACGUCCUCUCAAGCGGUCCAGUCGUCACGCUUCCAGUGCGCAAUACCAGGUCAUGUAACGCCCUCGCAUUCUGUAACGCAGACCCCAACUACCUAGCAGUCGGCCUCGACAAAGUCCGGGGAGACUCCAGUCUCAUCAUCUGGGAUAUCCAAUCCGCCACGCCCCUCCUCUCACCUUCCAAACCCACCAAUUUAAAUUUAACAGAAGAUACACUAGAAGCGCGUCCACAACCUCGAAUAGCGCGUGCUGAAGUCGGUCAUCACAGGGCUGACGGACGCGUGUUACAGCAACAUGCACCCACAGAAAUAGUUUCAGCCCUUGCCUUCCUCCCACAAUCUACGCAUAUGCUCUUAGCUGGUGUAUCAGCGCGGUGGUUGAGACUAUUUGACCUCCGGAGCGCAGUUCCAGCAACUACUAAUAUCGCAACUAAAGUCUACGGCAUAGCGACAUCUCCAAUCGACCCACACCAGAUUGCAUGUUGUGGAGACGGGAUUAUAACUGUCUGGGACGCAAGACGCCUCCAGCAUCCGCUGCUUACGUUUACAGAGAAAGACGCAGCUGCUGAUGGUGCAAGACCACGCUCUGCGUCUGCGUCUUUUGUCAACCAUAUCGAGUUUUCGAGCUCGAGGAGGGGGUUGCUUGCAGCGCAUGAGAAGGAUUCUUCAUAUGUGCGGUUUUGGGAUCUGCAGCAGGCGCAAGGGAGCGAGAAUAAUUCCGACGGGGAGAGAUCAGGGGAGUCGUCGCAGAGUCGGGCUGCGAAGAGGUCGUGGGCGCCUUGGACUGCUGGUGGUGUCGGUGCUGGGAAUGGGAUGAGGCAUAGUAAUGUGGAAUCGCAGGAGGCGUUGGCGCUUGUGCUUUCUGAUACGCGCAAAAGUAUGUUUUUGGUUUUUUGGUCUUGUGUGUGUGCUGAUGCGUUUUUAAUCGAAGCGACGAGCUUUCGGAAACCACUUGCGUCUUUUGCGCUUGUUCCGAGUAAGCAGCCGUUUUCGCUUACUUCGGAGGUUAUGGUCGUCAAUAAGGAUGGGGAUCUUGAACUUUAUGCUGUGUAUGAUACGCCGAAACAGGCGUCGUGGAGUGCACGCGGGGACCUUGUCAUUGGUGCUGGGUUGGGAUGCAAGGUGCUUCCGGGCUUCGAGGACCGUGGAGUUCCACCACAACCAUGGGAUAUACCCGUUGAGGAAACCACAACUUCUCGGGGGCGUGACAAAACUAUGAGUCUACCGGCUUUUGGGAGGGGCGAUGAAGAUGGAUUCCCGGCUCUGGAAAGCAAAACCACACCAUCGAAGCCGGUGAAAGUGAGGACAUAUAGUCCAGCUUCGUUUCGACAUUACCCGCUCGACCAGUCUGAGCUGUCUACGUCGCCGAGUAAUGUCGGUACUCAGACGGCCGCGAGGGCUGAGGCUGUAGAGAAGCCGAAAUUAAAUGGUCAUCAACAAGGUGGAGAGAAGAGUUCACCGAGAGGAAAGACUUUACGGAGCGUGUACCAAGCGGUGGAGGAUGAUAUCUCAAUGAUUAUGCGUCGGCGCGCUAUUCGUGGAUAUGGGCUGGCAAACGCUAAGCAUAACGCCCAAGUCGUACAGGAAGAUCCUUGCUCAAAUACGGCGCUGUCAGAGCUAUGGGAUUGGAUACAUCAUUCCCGUGAACUCAUAUGCUCGCCGACGUCAAGAUUACACGGGUACGAAUUCUCAAACCAAGGACUUUUUGGUCUAUGGGAAGGAUUCUCGCCGCUACCUCAGAUCCCUGAGUCGAGCGCAUCGUCUUUUAGCCCUCCUGAUGAUUUGGCAUAUGGGGAUUUUACCGCUGCCGUUGCUGCACUCUGCGCUCGACGGACAUCGGGUUCGGGACGCCCAUGGAGACCCCCUGUCCGCAGCACAGAAAAGGUUGAACAGAGACGGUUUGCGUUGCAUCUCUGCGGAUGGAGUAUUGGGGAGGAGGAAAUGAAUCAUGAGAUUAGAAGGUGGGAGAGGGAGGGGCAACAAUCAAGAGCUGCAUGUUGGCUCGUUUUCACACGACAAUAUCAAAAGGCGCUGGAGCUGCUAAUGCGGAGUAAAGAUGAGAUACACAAUCUUGUGUCUGGUACUCUUGCAGCACUUAUCCCCAGCGCUGGUAGCACCCUAUCUAACGAACUGCGCACCCACGCCGAGCGUCUCAUCGUCCGCCUUGAAGAUCCAUACUUCCGUGUUAUGCUUACCCAACUUACCUCCAAGGAUUGGUCCAAGGUUCUCGAGGAAGAAUCACUUCCGCUGCGGGAGCGUCUUGCGAUUGCUUUCCAGUUUCUGGAGGACGAAGCGCUAUCGUCCUACCUUACACGCACAACCGACCGAGCCUGUACGCGUGGUGACAUUGAGGGCCUCGUUAUCACAGGGCUCACCCCCUCAAGUAUGGACAUCUUACAGAGCUACGUAGACCGCACGGGCGAUGCGCAAACUGCUGCUAUCCUCGCUAGCCAUGUGGACUUGUUGGACGGCUUUAAGCUGUUCCAUCACCGAGUUGCGUUUGAUGUUGAGCGGGGGCAGAUACUACAAGAGGCGGUAUUGAAUGGAGAUUUGGCGCCCUUUGAUUGGGCUCCGAAGCAGAUCUUGAUUCGGUGUAAUUAUUGCUCGAAGCCGAUGAAUCCUGUGUUGGGCGAGACGCAGAAGGGACGGCCUACUGCAUGUCCGCAUUGCAGUCGCGCUCUCCCACGGUGUUCGGUCUGUCUGAUGACACUGAGCAUUGUUCCAGAUUGUACUCGUGAUGUUGGGCUCUCACAGUCGCAGGCCGCUUACCAAGACACGAUCGACGACGCAAUCGUCAUCUGCCAGACAUGUCGUCACGGUGGACACGCAUCGCAUAUUCUUGAUUGGUUCUUUGGUGAAGACGGUGCACGUUCGCGUGGCAUGUGCCCUGUGGCAGAUUGCGACUGCCACUGCGCAGAUGAGUUCUAG
Messenger RNA from Suillus subaureus, 3195 nucleotides. RefSeq lists its product as uncharacterized. Gene Ontology annotation, cellular component: cytoplasm. The transcript is spliced from 10 exons. Gene Ontology annotation, biological process: positive regulation of TORC1 signaling. NCBI's taxonomy places the organism in Eukaryota, Fungi, Basidiomycota, Agaricomycetes, Boletales, Suillaceae. Bases 1 to 3195 code for a protein of 1064 amino acids. The record is from RefSeq and is a predicted model, not a curated record. Gene Ontology annotation, molecular function: protein binding.